Molecule: messenger RNA, 1554 nt
Organism: Manihot esculenta (cassava)
Lineage: Eukaryota; Viridiplantae; Streptophyta; Magnoliopsida; Malpighiales; Euphorbiaceae
Product: UDP-glycosyltransferase 74E2
Exons: 2
Coding region: 84-1466 (460 amino acids)
Molecular function (GO): UDP-glycosyltransferase activity
Source: RefSeq, a predicted model, not a curated record
CUACCACUACUCAUUCUUCUUUCAAGCUCACAUCUCUGGAUGUGUUUCAGUGUCACAUUCAGACAUUAGAAAGAGAGAGGGAAAUGGAGAAGAUACAAGGAGCUGCUAGAAAACAUGUUCUAAUACUUCCUCUGCCUCUGCAAGGACACAUAAAUCCAAUGCUGCAAUUCUCCAAGCGACUAGCCAGCAAAGGACUCAAAGUGACACUACUCACCUUCACCGGCAAACCAACCACCCAAGGCGAAGAUGGGUUACUAAGCUUUGAAUCCAUUUCCAAUACUAGCGAAGAAAGCAGGAUGGAUAUGGAUGCUGAUGACUAUAUGAAGAAAUUGCAAGACAUGGUGGCAUUAAAAUUGCCAGCAAUUGUUGCAAAGCAUGAGGAGUCUGGUUUCCCCGUGAGUUGCCUUAUAUACGACUCGUUCAUGCCAUGGGCUCUGGAGCUAGCCAGAAAGAUUGGAAUCUCUCCAGCGCCAUUCUUCACGGAAUCAUGUGCAGUUUGUGCUAUCUAUUACGCACUUCACGAAGGGAAGCUUAAAAUUCCAACUGAUGAUGAGGCCUCUGUAUCACUACAAGGGCUGCCACCCCUUGAGGCCUACGACUUGCCCUCUUUCUUUUAUGACUUGGAAAAGUACCAAGAUGUAUUGAGCUAUUUGGCCAGUCAGUUUUUGAACAUUGAAGAAGUUGAUUGGAUCUUUUGCAAUACUUUCGACAUCUUGGAACAAGAGAUGGUGAAUUGGAUGGCAAACAAAUGGCCAAUCAAAUCAAUUGGACCAACAAUUCCUUCAAUGUUCUUAGACAAGCGGCUAGAGGAUGACAAGGAAUAUGGUCUCAGCCUCUUCAAGCCCAAUUCAGAUGCUUGCAUGAAGUGGCUAGACGCAAAGGAACCAUACUCAGUUGUUUACGUAUCUUUUGGGAGCCUGGCAGCCCUUGGAGAAGCACAAAUGACAGAACUGGCCUGGGGUCUAAAAAGAAGCAACACCUGCUUCUUAUGGGUAGUAAGAGAGCCCGAAAAAGAAAAACUUCCAAACAACUUCAUAGAAGAGACUAAAGAAAUGGGACUAGUUGUAACAUGGAGUCCUCAAUUGGAAGUCCUGGCUCAUAAGUCUGUGGGGUGUUUUGUAACUCAUUGUGGGUGGAACUCAAUAUUGGAGGCAUUAAGCUUUGGAGUGCCAAUGGUGGCCAUGCCACAGUGGACGGAUCAGCCAACCAAUGCAAAAUUUGUAAGUGAUGUUUGGAAAGUAGGAAUUAGAGUAAAGGUAGAUGAAGAAGGGAUUGCUACUAAAGAAGAGAUUGAGAGAUGCAUGAGAGAAGUCAUGGAAGGAGAAACAAGAAAUGAGAUGAAGAAGAAUUUAGAGAAAUGGAAGAAACUAGCUUGCCUGGCUGUAGAUGAAGGUGGAAGCUCCGACAAGAACAUCGAGGAAUUUACAACAAAACUUACGUGUAGUUCUAAUGGUUUUAAAGAGUGAGAAACAAUUAGUUCUUCUAUUAGAUUAAUAGAUCUAUGUUCGAUUUAAUUUAUGUUUGUUUUGGGUUAAGAAUUUUAUUUUCUUUAAU